AUGUUUUCCCGAACGGUGCUCGCAAGAGCCUUCGCACUGCCAUUCGAGCAGUCCGCCCGGCCUCUCAACACCACCUUCGGGGCCUGUCUGCGUCAAGCAUCAACGACGACCACGACCUCGCAAUCACACCUUGAGCAGCCCUCAGAACCACUAAGCGCAACCCCCCGCGCUCAGACCAGCACACCUAGCCAACAACCACCCACCUCCACACCGUCGAAUACCAUCCCAACCCCCAAACUCCCCGUGGCUCCGACCUUCACCUCCCCGUUAAAAGUGACCCAAUCCCUUCUCGAGAAGCUGCCGUACCUGACGAGCCAAAAGCCGUACUACAUCACUGCUCAUCUUCACGACAGCCCCUACCUUCUCACUGAGGGUGAUCACCUCCGUCUCCCUUUCUUGAUGCCCAAGGUGAAGACCGGGGAUGUCAUUCGUUUCAAUCGGGCAUCUGUUCUGGGAUCUCGCGAGUUUACGCUCAAGGGGGCACCAUACAUCGAUGAGCGGCUAUUUGAGUGCCGAGUACGUGUUAUGGGAGUUGAUUCGGAGCCAUUGAGGGUGAAGGAGAAGACGAAGCGCAGACAGCGACAUGUGAGACAGGUGCGUAGCAAGCAUCGGUAUACCUUGCUGAGGGUGAUGGAUGUCAAAGUGAAGACUGCGGAUGAGUUACUGCAGGAGGGUGCCGUUGUUGUUGAGGAUGGGCAGGAGGUGGAAGUCAAGGCAUAG
Molecule: messenger RNA, 720 nt
Organism: Aspergillus bombycis
Lineage: Eukaryota; Fungi; Ascomycota; Eurotiomycetes; Eurotiales; Aspergillaceae
Product: mitochondrial 54S ribosomal protein bL21m
Exons: 1
Coding region: 1-720 (239 amino acids)
Cellular component (GO): mitochondrial large ribosomal subunit; ribosome
Molecular function (GO): structural constituent of ribosome
Source: RefSeq, a predicted model, not a curated record